AUGGUGAAUUUCGUUCUGUCAUCGGCGUUGAUUCUUGCCGUCUGCCAAGUUGUUCAAGGCGCCUCAAACUGCAUUGAAUUACUAAGCGAAAACAGCUUCGCGCUUUUUUGUCCCUCCUACUCUGGGUCCCUUCCCCCGGAAAUUCCGUCUGGCAAGCAGUACUCUAAGCUGCAGAUAGAAUCAGCCAACUUCCCGUAUGGGGGCUCAGUUCUGUCAAAAGAAAACUUUACCGGGCUCGAAGGUCUCACGUACCUACGCAUCACAUCUUCCGGCAUCGACAGAAUCACCCCCGAUGCAUUUUUCAAUUUGAAACAUCUUAACCACCUUGACUUAUCGAGAAAUCGUCUAACCUUCAUCGAACCUGGCACAUUUCGAGGGUUGAAGCUAAAGAAACUAAUCCUCUCCGGCAAUCUUGGCCUACAACUUCCGAGUGCCGCACUCUCCGGAGCAAAAAUAUUUAACUUUGUAGCCAAAGACUGCGCUAUUCAUUCCAUUUCCUAUUCAUUGUUCAAACAAACUGGUACGCGCCACAUUAGUCUCGUGAACAACAGAAUCCGCACCCUAUCUGAUGAGUUCUCCUCGUUGAUCUUGCCGUCAGACGGUAGUUGGGGCUCAAUUGACCUGUCUAACAACAGUCUAGUCUGCGAUUGUGCCCUGCUGUGGCUAGCCCAACUAAUCGACAGGCAACGAAGGUACAUGGACGAAACCUCGGAACCCUCUGGUUCAGGUCCCUUCAGGUAUCCACGACAAGUUGACGAACCGGAAUUAUUUAAGCCGAUGUAUCAGUUAAAUCUCACUUGUUCAGCACCUAAACACCUUGUGCAUCACCGUUUCCCUCUUCCGAGUGAGUUUGAUUGCCCUCCACCUCAAAUAACUGGAAUUGAUAUUGUGAUAUUGGGAAAAAAUAUGGAGACGGUGCAGCUGACAUGUCACGCUCGGGGGCGCCCGACACCUAACGUGGCCUGGGCUUUUAAACAACACGACCAGGAAGUCCAUCGGAUAGUCAAGUCCCCCAAAAAAUUGACUCCCUGGAAUCGUGAUCAGCUGUCAGGUGUAUAUAUUGGGCUAAAUGUUAGUCUGCGGGAAUUUCAGGCCAGGGAUUUCUCGUGUAUCACCUGGAGUGACUCAGGACUGAGCCGACCAACGCAGGUUCCCAACUCUCAGGAUAACUGGCUUAGUGUAAGUACAGGUUCCGCGUCCUCCAUUGUUCCACGAGGUCCCCUUUCCCCAGAUAAAGCACAUCGAGUUGGGAUUCGUUUGAGUGGCUUAAAACUGGAGGACCAAGAUAAGUUUCAUGGACUGCUUACGGAACCAUCAGCAAACGACUCGGUAGCUGCUGUGAACGGCGAACCACCAAAAAUGAAUGUAACCUUGUUUAGCCCUUAUCAGCAGUUAUUUGUUCGGCGGUUCACCCCAUUGGAUCUGAUAGGAGCUAUCAUUGGAACUUUUGCAGCCACUCUCAUUCUUCUUUGUCUGGUAACAAGAUGCAUUCCUCAAUGCUACCACCGAAAAUCUCGUUCUACAAAACACGCUUUGCUGCACUAUGAGAGAAAGCAAGUGAUGGUACCCUUUUCAAAGGACGAAAAGAAUGACACCGAAACUGUGGAGCAGAACCAACUGAGGUCUUCGCAGCAACAGUCAGCCUAUUUUGCUGACGCGGCGACAACGGUGGGUUCGGGGUCGGGUCCUGGAUAUUGGCCGAUUCAAGACUACGCAUACUCGAGUCACGAAUACGACGUACCAGGCAUGACAGACCCCUUGGCAGGAGCUAUGCCCCUGUCUCCGCGGCCCAUGCUCGGGGUCCCCAACGCCACAGGAACUUUGGUUCGCAGAGGACGGCCCAUGUCAACGUCCAGUUUACACCCGAGUGCUGUUCAGACGCCCUACCUUUUCCCCAAAGCUGCCACAUCCACGGCACUCCUCCUACCUCCAGUUGCAACAGUACCUCCACUGGGAGUGGUUGCUUCUCCCUUCCUUUCAUAUGUUACUGUGCCCCAGCCCCCCCUACCAACUCAGCAGCCUCCUGUUUACUUCAGUCAUAAUCAUCACUUGUCUUUGAGUACACUUCCGAAUGGGCAAUUGUUCAUGACCCCUACCAUGACCCGGAAUGCAAAUGACAUGACCUCGAAGCAGUCAGGAGAACCCGAGGGGGUUGCGGGAAGCAGUACAGCCAGCUGUAACUCGGACAGGAGUGCCGGAGAACGACUUCUGGGCGCUCCCGGGCCUCCACAGUAA
Mesocestoides corti is the source of this 2235-nucleotide messenger RNA. Lineage: Eukaryota; Metazoa; Platyhelminthes; Cestoda; Cyclophyllidea; Mesocestoididae. The record is from the annotation of a GenBank genome assembly.